This is a messenger RNA of Lolium rigidum, 618 nucleotides long. RefSeq lists its product as uncharacterized. The transcript has 4 exons. Lineage: Eukaryota; Viridiplantae; Streptophyta; Magnoliopsida; Poales; Poaceae. The record is from RefSeq and is a predicted model, not a curated record. The coding region runs from base 1 to 618 and encodes 205 amino acids.
AUGGUGCCCGUCAGAAAGGAGAAGGUGAGAGAUGAGAUGGCGAAGCUGAGAGAUAGGUGGUGCGGUGCCGGCAGAGGAUCGCCGGGGAAAAGGCCUUCGGCGGCGAGCAGGGAGCUCCGAGCGCAGUUCUCUACAGAGGCAAUAAUGGCGAAAAACCGGGCCAGCGUGCCCAAGUUCGGCACCUGGGACACCGACAAUGUGGGGUACACCGUCUACUUCGAAAAGGUUCGCGAGAACAAGGGCGCCACCGCGCCGCCGCUCCAGCGCCCCUACAACCCCAACGACCCCGAGGAGGACGCGCCGCCGCGGCUGAUCACCCCGGCUGCCUCCAACCGCGCGGGGCUGCAGCAGCAGCACCGCCGGGGGGGACGUCAGAGGCCGGUGGCGGUGCCCAGGUUCGGGGUGUGGGACGAGCAGAGCGCGGCGGCGCAGGGGUUCACGGUGCAGUUCGAGAGGGUGAAGCGGGACCGGGAGGUGGCCCGCGGCGCGCCACCGGGCGUCCCGCGCCGCCGCAUGCCGUCGCCGGAGACCUACGCGAACGCCAGGCGCUCCCAGACCCGGCACACCCCCUUCUACUCAAAGAUGUUCGGGUGCUUCCUGCCUCAAACCAGAGACUGA